AUGUCGACAAUGAUGGAAAUGUCUCUAUUACAAAAAAUUCAAGAGGAAGAAAUGAUGCCUUCGCCAGCAUCAUCAGCUAUUCCUGCUGCUGGGUGUUCGCAAGGUGCCGCAUCUUUCGCACAAGAACGGAUAUGGCUCGAUGAAAAGAUCCAUCACGACCCAUCAAUAUCACCUGCCAUGUAUAACUUUGUUCUACCUUUGAUAAUUAAGCAUGGGUCAAUGUCAAUCGAUCGCAUUCAUUUGGCCAUUGUUGCUGUUCUUGAACAGCAUGAAAUACUUCGAACUGCAAUUUACUUCGAUAAAAAUCGUAACAUGUUGGUCCAAGCGGUGCAGCCUGUGGUCAACAAUGUUGCUUAUUCCUUUGAAAUAACAGCAAACGAUAUACAGAGUCCCGAUGAAAUUGCUGAUCUACUUAGGAAUGAAUCGAUCAAGCAUUUUGCUGAGUUAGAACAGGGUUUAGUUGUUCGUUGUCAUCUAGUUAAGGUGGGCUCUGACGAUGACACGAACAAAUUAUAUCCUCAAGAUUUGAUUAUUUUCAUAUUUCAUGGUAUAGCAUUCGAUUAUAAUUCUAUUAAUCCGUUCCUUGUUGCCUUUACAAAAGCAUACAAUCAGAUGGAAUUGGAUGUUGAAAGCGAAAUGAAAUCGAUAGUCAAGACAAAUGAUGCGGCAUUAAGUUUAUAUACUGAACAACCUUGGCUUCAUGGUAAUGGUAUUGCUUCUCAUGAUAUGAAUUUAAAAAUGAUUCAUAAUCAGUCCAGCCAAACGACUUAUUGUAUUUUUGAAUGUAGCGCUGAUUGUUAUGAUGAAGUGACGGUGUCCAACAUUGGUCGAUAUUUUCAUAAUCUACUUUCACAUAUCUUCACUGAAAAUACGAAAACCAUUGGAUUCGACCCAGCUUUGGAAAAAAUUGGCAAUCUUUCUCUUUUACCAAUGAACGUUGAAACUUUAUUAAACAUCAACGAAUCACUACGACAUUUCUCAGAAAUAAAACCAGCUUCAUAUACUCAACACCAAAUAUGGCAUGAUGAAGAACGUCGUUUGCAUUUGGGUGGACUACAAUUGGCAACACAUAAUAUGGUAUUCUGCUAUCGUCUUUCAGCUGAUCGUACCUUUCAAAUAAACAAACCGAUCUAUGAAUUAUCAUUAACAUUAUCAAAUGAACAAUAUCUAAUGCAAUCAUUAAAUAAUACACAAAUAUCAUUUUCAUCUUCUCCUUUCAUUUGCAUUCAUCAUGAGUUUGUGUAUCAAGUAAUGAAACAUCCACAAAAACUAGCUGUUGAACUAGAUGAACAAUCUCUAACAUAUUGUGAACUUCUAUAUUAUGUUCAAGUAGUAUCUUUAACUCUUCUUAAUGAAUAUCAUGUUUUUCCAGGUGAGAUCGUAUGCCAGUGUGUUGAGCGAAGUUUGACAAUGGUGAUUGGUAUGAUGGGAAUUGAAAUGGCCGGUGGUGUUUAUUGUCCAUUAUCACCUCGAGAUCCACAACAUCGUUUACAUGCACUCACACAACAAACACGAAGUCGUCUUGUUCUUGUUCAUCAUCUAACUAAGACCAAAUUCAACCAUGAUAUUGCGUUACUUGGUAUCGAUUCAAUUUUGACUAAUACAGAGACACACAGUAGAAUUCAUGUGAAUCGACUCUCAGAUGUCGCAGUAAUACCGGAUAAUAUGGCGUACAUCAUCUUCACAAGUGGAUCAACAGGAAUGCCGAAACCGACUCAACUUCGCCAUAGAAAUUUUACUCGAUCAAUACAAUCUUUAGUACAUGUUGAUAUAUUUAACAAAAACGAUAUCAUUGUACAAAUGGCACGAUGUGAACGUUGCUCUGUACAACUUGUUGAGUUAUUAGAAAGUAUUAUAAAUAGCGACUGUUCUAUAUGGAAUUUAUGUGGGCCAGCGGAGACAACUCUUCAGUCUUUAUUUCAUCGAGUGAACUCACAAAUAGACGCAGUGACUAUUCCACUUGGUAGACCACUACCUAAUUAUUCCUGUAUGAUCGAAGAUGAUUUUGGACAGUGUCUCAUUGUUGGCAAAGAAGGAGAGAUCCUAUUGAGAGGAAUUGGCAUCUUUGCAGGUUAUCUUGGACGUGAUGAUUUAACCGCAAGAGCUUUUGUUGAGAUAGAUGGUGAAAUAUUCUAUCGAACAGGUGAUCUUGUUAGAAUGGAUAACAAUGGUCUUCUGCAUUAUCUAGGAAGAAAAGAUCAUCAAAUCAAGCUUCAUGGACAACGUAUUGAACUUGGUGAAAUCGAACGAUGUUUACUUAGCAUUACAUCUAUCUCUGCUUGUGUUGUCAUGAAAUGGAAAGAUGAUUACUUAGUUGCUUAUGUUCAAUCUUCUCAAAUCAAUGAAGGACAACUACGUCAACAUUGUCAGUCUCAUCUCCCUCCACAUAUGAUUCCAUCUUUUUUUAUUAUUCUUGAUAAACUACCUUUGAAUCAAAAUGGAAAAAUAGAUCGAAAACUUCUUCCAUCACCUCACUAUCCAUCGUUAACUAUGCCAUCGGUAAAUGAACUUGAUACACCAGUCGAUCAAGCAGAAAAAAGUGUGUAUGAUAUUUGGUGCCAAGUGCUGGAAUACAAUAGCCGACAUAUAUCAACAACUACGAACUUCUUUACUACUGGAGGUCAUUCUCGUUUGUUUAUUGAGCUUUAUCAUCGCUAUCAAACUAUCUUUGCUUUCGAUAGUCGUAUAUUAUCUAUUAGUCCGUUUCUUGAACAACCAACUAUUCAACAGCAUGCAAAAUUAUUAAAGACAGUCACAACCGAUGAUAUUCGAAGAGAACAAUGGUAUACUCUGCACAUUAAUCGAAGUAUGGCAUCAUUUGCUCAAGAACGUAUAUUUCUGGAUGAACAAAUUCGAUUCUCUAAUAAACAUAUUUUCUAUAAUAAUUUUGUUGCACUACGGGUUACUGAAGGCAUCUUAUCAAUAAAUCGAGUACUACAAGCGCUCCAAUUGGUUUUGACGAAACAUGAAAUAUUGCGUACUUCACUCGUGUUUAAUAAUGAUGAUAGUACACUACAGCAAUAUGUCACUGACAAUCACAAGACAUUUACAUUUCUUGAUCAGCAAACUUUCGAGAAUGACAAUGAACUUCAAAAUAUUAUUUAUCAAACGGUUACCAAUCCUGAUCUGUUUGAUUUGUCCAGUGGUCGAGUUUUUAGUUGUCAGGUACUUCAACAGCAGAAGACUACGCAUGAGACUGUUCACACAGACUUUCUUGAAAAGUCUGAUAUUCUUGUAUUAUAUUUCCAUCAUGCAGCAGUUGAUGGAACUUCUAUACCAAUCCUGUUGAAUGAUUUCUGUAAUGCUUAUAGUAAUAACAUGACAGUUUCACUUGAUGAACAAUCAGUGCAAUAUAUUGAUUAUACUGUUCAUGAACGGCUUAUGGAUAUGACAACAUCUCGUAGCUUCUGGUAUUCUCAACUAGACAGAUUUAAUCUCCAACGUGCAUUAAAGCUACCAGUUGAUAGACAGCGCUCGCCAGCUGUUCAACGAUCUAGUUUGCCGUCAAUAGCUCAAAUCUCUUUUGAUAAGGAGCUGUCGAUGAUGUUUCUCAAUUAUGCUUCCUUGCAUCAAAUUACACCUUUUCAGCUUGGUUUGACUGCAUUUUACGUGUUUCUAUUCAAAUUAACUCAUGGAGAAACUGAUUUAUGCAUUGCAUCUAUUAAUGCUAAUCGAUAUCGAAGUGAAUUAGAAAAUAUGAUCGGCAUGUUUGUUUCAACGUUACCAUAUUGUGUACAACUCAAUUCUCAUUGGUCAUUUGAUGAACUUGUGAAACAUGUUCGAGAAAAGUGCUUAUCAAUUCUUGAACAUUCUCAUUAUCCACUUCAGCAUAUACUUACUGAUUUUCGACUUAAUCAAUUGGAUGUUCCAUUUCUUGAGAUUCUAUUUAAUUUCUUACCGGUGUCUACAAAUAUUGAUCGAUAUUCUAUAGGUGUUGCACGCCUAGAGCAAGUAUCAAUCAAACAAGCAGAUGAGAUUUCUCAGUUUGACUUCUCAACAACAUUCCUAUACGAUUUGACAUCAGAUGAUCAUAAACUUUCCUCACCAGCAUCAUUUGCACAAGCCCGUAUAUGCCUUGAUGAAAGAAUUCGAUUCAAUCCAAACAACCCUCAAACAGCAAUCUUUAAUAUGCCUUUUGUUUAUCGUCUUCACUCACACCAUACUUUAUCAGUACAACAUGUUCGUUAUGCUCUCGAACUAAUUGUCACAAAGCAUCAAUCUCUUCGAACAUCACUUCAUUUUGACAUCCAAAAGAAUCUACUUACACAACGAGUUAUUACACAUGAAGAUAAAAACAAUAAUAAUAUGUUUUCAUUCAUCGAAACUACUUAUGCAACAGAUAAACAACUCAAUAUGAUUUUAUACGAUGAGAUGCGUAACCCUCAUCUUUUUGAUCUUGCUCAAGGUCUUGUCUUUCGAUGUCAUAUUAUUUACUACAAACAAAUCUCUUCAAAUCAUCUUCUUUCUCACAGAGAUAUACUUAUUUUCAAUUUUCAUCAUGCUCUAUUUGAUUUUCCAUCAAUGAAAGUGUUUCUUCAUGAUCUCAAUCAAGCAUAUACAACAAGUCAAUUAUUAUAUGACGACAACAAUAAUCUUCGUUAUCUCGAUUAUGCUGUUAUUGAACAACAAAUGUCAAUGACCGGUGCAAGCAUGUUUUGGCUUGAUGCUCUUCAUGACUGUAAACUAGAUCAACCAUUGUCAUUACCCUUUGAUCGAUAUCGUCUCUCAAAUGAACAUCGAACUGGUCGUGAGAUAUCUAUUUCCUUUAGUUUUGGUCAAGAUCUCUCUCAUGACUUUCUCAUCCAUGCAUCAUCAAACAACAUAUCACUUGAAUAUCUCACAUUUGCUAUUUAUUUCAUCUUUCUAUUUAAACUAACUCAUGGACAAACAGAUCUAUGUAUUGCUAUGAACAUCAAUAAUAAUCGAUAUAGGGAUGAACUCAAAUCAAUCAUUGGAUUGUUUGAGAAUAUCAUUCCAUUACGAUGCCAAUUAGAUCCUCACUGGUGUUUUGAUCAAUUGCUCGAACAUGUUCAAGAGAUAACAAUAAAUAGUAUGAAAUAUUCAUAUUUUCCUGUUCAACGUAUUCUCAAUCAACAUCCACAUAUCUCAAAACAUGCGUUUUUGGAUACAUCUCUUGAGUUUAUAUCAUACAAAAGCAACAAUGACAGCAAUGCAAUGAUGAUUGGUGAUGCUCAACUUGCUCCAGAAUCUUUCUCUUUCAAUAUGAAUGAAGAUGAAAGACUAAUAAUGAAACAUCCACAAAAACUAGCUGUUGAACUAGAUGAACAAUCUCUAACAUAUUGUGAACUUCUAUAUUAUGUUCAAGUAGUAUCUUUAACUCUUCUUAAUGAAUAUCAUGUUUUUCCAGGUGAGAUCGUAUGCCAGUGUGUUGAGCGAAGUUUGACAAUGGUGAUUGGUAUGAUGGGAAUUGAAAUGGCCGGUGGUGUUUAUUGUCCAUUAUCACCUCGAGAUCCACAACAUCGUUUACAUGCACUCACACAACAAACACGAAGUCGUCUUGUUUUUGUUCAUCAUUUAACUAAGGCCAAAUUCGAUGACAAUAUUAUUUCACUUGAUAUUGAUUCAAUAUUAAUUAUUAAUGAUAUGGAUAAAAAAGACCUUUCAAGUGUGAUACUCAAAGACGAAGAGAUAGCGUACAUUAUUUUUACAAGUGGCUCAACUGGAACACCUAAAGCGGUUCAAGUUCGACAUAAGAACUUUAUUGAUUGUAUUAAUUCUUUGACUUAUAUUAACUCAUUCAAUAAAGAUGAUACAGUUGUGCAAAUGACACGAUGUUCAUUUGAUAUUCAUGUUCAAGAAAUACUUGGUACACUGUUAGUUGGAGGCACAUUGAUUAUGCUUCAUCCAGGUGGAACGAUUGAUUUCGAUUAUUUAUCUGAAGUUUUACAAAAUAAACAAAUCACAUAUCUACAUACUGUUCCAAGUUUUCUACAUAGUUUUUUCAUUUUUAUCGUUCAGAACAAGAACAUAAAUGCCGUGAAACAUCUUCGUUCACUUUGUAGUAUUGGUGAAGCUUUUGUUGUUCAUUUGAUCGAAUUGAUCGUCAAAAUUGGCAUAACCAACUGUAUUGUGUGGAAUUUGUACGGUCCAGCUGAAACAACUAUAGUUUCUACCUUCUAUAGAGUAGACCUAAUGGGGAAUACACGAAGCGUUUCAGUUGGGACAUCACUUUCUAAUUACCGAUGUAUAAUUAUGAAUGAAUAUUCAGAACUAUCAAUUACAAAUCAAGAAGGUGAACUGUGUGUAGGAGGAGCAGGUGUGUUUGCUGGUUAUCUUGGUUGUGAUGAUUUGUCAGCGAAAGCUCUUCUUCAAAUAGAUGGCCAACUAUUUUAUCGAACAGGUGAUCUUGUUACUAUGGACAGCGAUGGUCUUCUGCAUUAUCAAGGAAGAAAAGACCAUCAAAUCAAGCUUCAUGGACAAAGAAUUGAACUUGGUGAAAUCGAACGAUGCUUACUUAACAUUACAUCUAUCUCUGCUUGUGUUGUUAUGAAAUGGAAUAAUGAUCAUCUAGUUGCUUAUGUUCAAUCUUCUUCUCAUAUGAAUGAAGAACAACUACGUGAACAUUGUCAAUCUCAUCUUCCGCCACAUAUGAUUCCAUCUUUUUUUAUUAUUCUUGAUAAAUUACCUUUGAAUCAAAAUGGAAAAGUAGAUCGAAAGCAACUUCCUUCACCUCACUUCUCAUCUAAACAUCUCACAAACAAUAUAGAACUAGUACUACCAACAAAUGAUAUUGAAAUUAGUAUUCAUCGUAUUUGGUGUGAGAUAUUUAAACAAAAUCAAAUUUCAAUUGAUACAAAUGUGUUCACUAUUGGUGGUCAUUCAUUACUUAUCAUGCAACUUUUCCAUCGAUACAAAAUCGAAUUUCAUUUAGAAGCCAAUACUCUUUCUAUCUCCAAUCUAUUUCAACAUCCAACAAUUAUUCAUCAUGCUCAACUCAUUCAACAAUUUAUCAAUACCAUCCAUACCCUCGAUGAUUAUCCUUGGUCUUCCUUACAUAUCGUUCGAGCUAGAGCAUCAUUUGCGCAAGAACGAAUCUAUUUAGAUGAACAAAUUCGGUUUUCAUCCAACAAAGCCACCAUGAAGAAUAUGUAUGUUAUUCCAUUACUUUAUCGGAUAUCAUCUAUGAAUGAGCAUAUAUCAAUUACUCGAUUACAUCAUGCAUUUCAAAGUGUUAUUACAAAACAUAAUAUUCUUCGAACAGCACUUUAUAUCGACGAUACCAAUAAUAAUAUCACACAACAGUGUUUAGAUGCAAAUAUCAUUCUGGAUGGUGACAUAAAAUCAUAUGGAUUCACAAUCGUUAAUAUCCAUAAUGAUGAUCAUCGUCAUAUGAAUGAAAGUAUAGAAGAAAUAUUAAAUCAAGCUGAUUUAUUUGAUUUAUCAAAAGGACAUGUUAUUCGCUUUCAUAUUCUUCGUCAUUAUCAUCAAUCUCAAGAUAAUAGUUCGCGUGAGAGCGAUGAUCUGCUGACUGAAAAUGAUCACAUAAUGAUUAGUAUUCAUCAUGCAAUGUUUGAUGGAGCAUCAACAUCAAUCUUCCUUCGUGAUCUUUCUCUUGCUUAUCAAUCUCAUGACUCAUUAUCUAUGGAUGAAAAUGCAUUAAAUUAUAUAAAUUAUUCUGUUCAUGAACAUGUCAUGGAUAUGUCAUUAUCUCGUGAGUUCUGGCAUUCUCAACUUGAAGAAUAUAAUAUCGAAUGUUCAUUAUCACUACCAGUUGAUCGACAACGUUCAUCAACUAAUCAACAACGAUCAGGCUUAGCAUCCACAGCUGAGAUCACUUUUGAUAAUGAACUAUGCACAUCAUUUCUAAACUAUGCAUCAUCACAUCAUCUCACACUUUUUCAACUUGGAUUAUCCAUAUUUUAUGUCUUCCUAUUCAAACUAACUCAUGGUGAGACUGAUUUAUGUAUUUCUUCUAUCAAUGCUAAUCGAUAUCGAAGUGAAUUAGUGAAAAUGAUAGGAAUGUUUGUUUCGACAUUGCCAUAUCGUUUAGAAAUUGAUUGUCAUUGGUCAUUUGAUGAAGUAGUUAAACAUGUACGAGAAAAAUGCUUAUCAAUUCUUGAACAUUCUCAUUAUCCACUACAACAUAUUCUUGGUGAUAAUCGAUCAAGUCAAUCGAAUGUGUCAUUUCUUGAGACAAUGUUUGAUUUUAUCACUAGAGCAGAAGAUGUUAGUCGAUUACGUUUGAAUGGUGUCAAUCUGGAGCAAGUGUCGUUAAACGAAUCAUAUGAAAUGGCUAAAUUUGACUUCUCAUUAACAUUUGUAUACAAUUCAUCUUCAGAUGAUAAUCAGUUGUCUUUUUCUUUUGUUUGUUCACAUGAUUUGUUUCAAAGCUCAACUAUUUCACAAAUGGCUCGAAGAUUUCAAUGCAUGUUUGAACAACUGUUUCAAACACAAUCAAGCAACAUUCCUGUGAUGAAUGUGAGUUCAUCGAUUAACAAAGUGUGUCUUAUUCUUCCUGAAGAAACUGAAGAAACGGAACUAGUCGUGUUUCAUCGAUUGAAGAGUAUUGUGAAUGAAGGUAUGAUUAUUUAG
Adineta steineri is the source of this 8553-nucleotide messenger RNA. Lineage: Eukaryota; Metazoa; Rotifera; Eurotatoria; Adinetida; Adinetidae. The record is from the annotation of a GenBank genome assembly.